Vigna angularis (adzuki bean) is the source of this 654-nucleotide messenger RNA. RefSeq names its product disease resistance protein TAO1-like. Lineage: Eukaryota; Viridiplantae; Streptophyta; Magnoliopsida; Fabales; Fabaceae. The record is from RefSeq and is a predicted model, not a curated record. Gene Ontology annotation, biological process: defense response. The transcript has 3 exons. The coding region runs from base 1 to 654 and encodes 217 amino acids.
AUGGGAAGAGCAAUUAUUUUUCAAGAAUUCCUAGAGAAGCCAAGGAAAAGGAGUCGAUUGUGGUUUCAGGAAGACGUAGUAUAUGCACUGAAAAAGAAUACUGGUACAGAAGCUAUAUUGUCCCUGAAGCUUGAUUUCAGCGUUGGAGAUUGGUUUGAAGCUCAUGCUUUCAAGAAAAUGAAGAGACUAAGACUGCUACAACUUGAUCAUAUACAACUUGGUGGAGAUUAUGGGCACAUUUCUAAACAACUGAGAUGGAUUUGUUGGCGAGGGUUUCCAUAUAAAUGCAUUCCAAAGAACUUUCAUUUGGAAAAUGUAAUUGCAAUUGAUUUCAAGCAUAGUCGUCUCCGACUAGUCUGGCAACAACGCGUGGUUUUAGAGCAGUUAAAAUUCCUUAAUCUUAGUCACUCCAAGUUCUUGAGAGAAACACCUGACUUUUCAGGACUACCAAGUCUUGAACAGCUCAUUCUAAAAGAUUGCCCAACUUUGUGUAAGGUACAUCCAUCCAUUGGUGACCUCUCCAAUAUACUAGUGAUAAAUUUGAAGGACUGUACAAGUCUAAGCUAUCUCCCAAAAGAGAUAGAUAAGUUGAGAUCUUUAAAAAUUCUCAUCCUAUCUGGUUGUUCGAAGCUUAGGCCAUUGGUAAAGAUAUAA